UCCAGCGCUCCCGUGUUGGCUGAAGUGGACUUCAAAGAGUAUUUCGGUGUCGUUAGCGACUCAUUGGGAACGGAGUGCUCACAGAAUAUUCGGAAAGCCUCGCAAGAAUUGGACGAAUUGCUGACAACACCGGAAGGGGUGAAAAAAGUGCGACAAAUGUUUAAUCUUUGCGAUACUUUCGACGGCACCGAUACCUUAAAUGUCGCUUAUUUUAUAUACGAUUUGUUGGUAUCGAUAGCCAGUUCCGUUCAGUACAAUAUGGAUAUCGAUGGUAUUUGUCGGAUAAUGAAUAACCCGAGUGGUGGCACUCCGUUGCAAAGGUAUGCCAAACAGCACGGUUAUCCAGGCAAUAAGCGUGAUGAUUGCGAUGAUGUUCAGUACACUGACCUGGUUAAGUCCUUAAAUCAUACGUCUAAGGGAGGCAUUGGAAUGAGACAAUGGACUUAUCAGACGUGCACUGAAUUUGGAUACUUUAUGUCAACUAAUGUGAAGGACUGUCUGUUUGGCCACAACAUACCCGUCCACUACUACACCCAACAAUGUAUUGAUGUGUUUGGGCCCCAAAUCACAGCCCAAACCAUACAGAAAGCGGUGGACACCACUAACACCUACUACGGGGGCCGUCAGCCCAAUGUGACAAACGUGGUGUUCCCUAACGGCUCACUGGAUCCGUGGCACGCCUUGAGUGUACUCCAUGACCUCAAUAACAGCUCCAAAGCGGUGGUCAUCUCAGGUCAGGCCCAUUGCGCUGACAUGGAUUACUCGGACAGAGAGACCCAAAGUCUGAAAGAUGCCCACAAUUUGAUUACAAAUGAAUUGCAAGAAUUUCUCAAAUAAUUGUAUUGUUUGAUAGCAUUAUACUUAAUAAACAUAUUUAUUACGAG
Oppiella nova is the source of this 884-nucleotide messenger RNA. The record is from the annotation of a GenBank genome assembly. NCBI's taxonomy places the organism in Eukaryota, Metazoa, Arthropoda, Arachnida, Sarcoptiformes, Oppiidae.